This is a messenger RNA of Phytophthora sojae, 381 nucleotides long. RefSeq lists its product as hypothetical. The annotation marks the transcript as partial. The transcript is spliced from 2 exons. Lineage: Eukaryota; Oomycota; Peronosporomycetes; Peronosporales; Peronosporaceae. The record is from RefSeq and is a predicted model, not a curated record.
CAGGACGAGAAGAAGUGGCGCCGCAUGUGCAAGGUGGCGGGCUGCACCAAGUACAUCGUCCAGAUGGGUCGGUGCUGUCGUCACGGGGGCGGCAAGAAGUGCUUGGUGGACGGGUGCUUCACGGGCGCCAAGCACCGCGGCUUGUGCUGGAAACACGGCAGCUGUACGGAGUGCACGGUCGAUGGCUGCAACAAGAAGGCGAAGGCGCGCGGCCUGUGCUGGUCUCACGGCGGCGGCACCCAGUGUCAGCACCCGGGGUGCACCAAAGUCACCAUCUGCAAAGGCUUCUGUUGGGCGCACGGCGGCGGCAAGCGCUGCCUGGUCUCCGACUGCAUCAAACCUGCGUUCGAGCGCACGCACAACUUCUGCCAGAUGCACUAC